ACUGUGAUUAUCACAUAGAACCAAUGCAUAUCUGUAUCCAGGGAUUUUGUCAAUAUGUUACAUAUAUAUGACAAUAAAUGCUAUUACAUUUAUAUAAAGUCUGUAUAGCUACAUAAUUUUACAAAGGCAGACUUCCAGAAUGAGUAAGGCAGCAGCAUUUUUCAUCACAGUAGCCAUUUACAAGUGUAUGCUGGUCUAUGGUAUUGUACCUGGAAACAUUCCUAAAUUAUCUCAAAUUACAACGGAAUCGACUGGACUGAUUUGGCAAUCAGCUGACCCAGAUGAUGUCACAAUGGUUAAUCCUGAUAUAAAGGGCCGCAUCAAACUACCCAUAAAUAUGACUAUUAGGGGUCUCAUCAAGGACGUAGGAAAUGAGAAUAUGGAACAUGAUGAACACAUAAACAACAAAAACAUAGAUAUCAAAGAUAAAAAGGAAAUAAAUAAUCAGCAAAAUGACACGGACAAAAGUAUGGACCAAAUGCAAGUAAUGGAUUGGAAGAUAGUUGGUAGUUCUUGGCUCAUUAGACUUUGCUUUGGAGUAAUAAUAAUAUUGUCGCUUCUGAAUUUGACAAUUAUGUUCAUACUGACAGGUAUUGGAAAGUCCAAGAAGAAAGAUGACAUGUUGCUGCCUGCAGUUCCACAAGAUCAAAAAGUUCAACAGGUAAAAGAGGAUGUAAGUGACAUAUUGACUAUCUAAUGAAGAGCAUAAAGCAGUCCACUGAGAGGAUUUAUUAUCUACUAAGAUACCCAAUAAGCAGCACAUGAGAGUCUGUAGAAAUGAGACACCAACAAAGCCAGGGCAUACCAAAUCAAAUUAAAUCAUCACGAAGCAGACAUGUUAUAUAAUGAUGACUCCACAUACACGUAUAACACAUACACAUGUAACAGUAAGUAAUGAUUGUAACAGCAAUCAUAUCCUGAAUUAUAUAACCAGCAUCUAUUGAAGACAUGGAUGAUUAAAAGGACAUUUAAUCUAACUAACAUGAGCUUUAAUAACUAGAUGAAUUGUCUCACAGACAAACCCUACAUAUAAGGGAUCUAAGGGACUGAGAAUUGCCAUGGUUGUAGAGUUGUGUACAGUUUAAGGUAAAAUCAAAUAAAGCAAGCAAACUUUCCACAAAUUGUUUCAAUUUUAGAAUAU
Messenger RNA from Owenia fusiformis, 1141 nucleotides. The record is from the annotation of a GenBank genome assembly. Lineage: Eukaryota; Metazoa; Annelida; Polychaeta; Sabellida; Oweniidae.